Sipha flava (yellow sugarcane aphid) is the source of this 2315-nucleotide messenger RNA. RefSeq lists its product as uncharacterized. Bases 1272 to 1721 code for a protein of 149 amino acids. The record is from RefSeq and is a predicted model, not a curated record. NCBI's taxonomy places the organism in Eukaryota, Metazoa, Arthropoda, Insecta, Hemiptera, Aphididae. The transcript is spliced from 2 exons.
GUUGUUGAUUAAAUAAAUUAAAUAAAUAUGAUGGUUGUGCUUGGUGAUUCAAAACCAAUUUUUUUACGUUUGGUUCUAAGUUUGUGUGAUGAAGGCGUAAGUCUCCUCUUUUGAUGAUGUCCAGUCGAUUAAAUUUUUUCGUUAUUAGAUUAUAACGCACUGCCUCUGGUAUAUGUAGUUUAUAUUUCAUAAUUACGAAUUUAUUUUAGAAAUCGAUUAACGGGAAACAAUUACAGAUAAAUCUUGGUGCGUUGUUUUGAACAGAAAAAAAGUUCAGGGCCCUUAUCGUCCAAAAUGAGCUCACCGCCCCCGUUGAGAAGCACUGAUUUAUACUGAUACAGAUUCUCUUGUUUAUGAAAUAAAAAACGGAAAAUUUUUUUAACGAUAUAAAAAACGAAUUUAUUUUCCAAAUUUCGAUACGUCAAAUUUUCCAAAAAAACCAUUAUUGUUAUAGUGAAGACCGAAAAAAUCAGCCAGGGUUCUUCAAGGAUGAAUUAAAAGGUCGUAUUCUAUUAGAUUUUAUUGCAUUACAACCUUAACUCUACGCGUAUAGAGUAGGUUAUCUAGAAAUUAAAAAAUCUAGGCGUUAAAAAAUAUGUUAUUGAUAAACAUUUGAAGAUUGAUGAAUACAUUAAUGUAUUAAAUGCAUACACUCAACAUAAAUCGGUCGAUAGUUUAAUAGCAUAUUGUGAUAUGAAUGAUAUUCAAUCAAAUAGACAUAAAGUUUAUUCUAAAACUACAGAUAAAUUAGUUCUAAAUGCAAACGACGAUAAAAGCCAUAAACGAAUGACGGUAUUAAUACUAUAGCUCACGGUCAUUAUAAAUUAAAAGAUAAAUAUUAAAAUGUGUGUUUUUUUAUAGAUAAUAGCUACAGUGGUGCACACUCAUUCUUAUCGACAUGCGUCGAACAUAUCAUAUGAAUACCGACCACACACACAUUACCCAUUGGCAUAACAAUUUGCUGUGGCCGUAAUAGAGAUAAUUAUAAUAUUAUAUUAUUAUAAUAUUACCAUCGGUCACGAAACGACAGCCGAUCGACGCGCACAUCAGCAGUUAUUCUCGUAUUUAUUUUUGUUUCAAUUACAUUGUAAUUGUAAUUAAAUUGUGGAUUACAUAAAUAUGAUAAUGAGUUAUCGACGCGUUAUCUGCGCCGCCGGUUCGCGUAGAGUUUUAACACGGCCGCCGCAAUUUUGUCUUUUACCGUACGUCCCAGUGUAAAGACCGUGUGCGCGUGCAAAUCAUUAUACCUUUAUUAUAUUUGUUUUUCUUUUAUGUUUUGUGACAAUUUUUAUUGUAAGGCUACAGGAGAACCAGUUGGCCAGUCCGCUCUCCACAAACUGUUAAAUUUUGUUAUCCACCUGUUAAUCGUACAACAGAUAUGUCUCAUAAACCCGUUGCCGUUGUUGCAUCAACAAACCUUGUUAAAUGUUGACAUUCGUUUGAUGGAUGUAAAUGAAUUGUAUGAUCCGAAAAAUCAUUGUUCGUGCCUCAAGGCUCGUCCAGACGGAGCAGUUUUUGCCGCGCGAUUUGAGUGUGAAUACAUGAACACAUUUUCGGUGGCUUUUUUUGAUGCCGCGCGACAUGAGCGGCCUAGUAGGCGGUCUACAUCAAAGGAAAGCCACGCGGCUUGUGCCGCUCGCCUAUGCCGCGCGUGUGAGGACGUAUUUUCGGCAAAGCCGCACGGCAUCAGUACUUAUUUAAAUAAUUUUUUAAGUAAUUAGUAACAGAACAAACUUUUUUCGCUGAGGUAAAACUGAUUUUCGUAUAUCCAGAAGACACAAUUUUUAUUCUAUCAAAAUGUCUAUACUGAAUAUUCUGUUUUUAAAAAUGCAAAGAUCAAUAAUGAUUUUUCAAAAAUCUUUAAUUUCAUGUUUUUUAAGAUUCAAAAAUAUAGAUUACUUGCUGAUCUCGUGCACUUCGUUGCCCGUUAAAAAUGACACAACUCUAUAGUAUUAUGGAUAAUAUACUAUUAUUAUUAAUAUUAUUAUUAUUAUUAUUAUAGCUAACAAAUCGGGAAAUAAAUGCCGCACCGUGUGGACAAGUAUUUGCUGCGCGGCACGGGGCCAACGGAGGCCGCGCGGCUAUGCUGCACGACAAAAGCUGCUCCAUCUGGACCCGCCUUUAGAUGAGCAAAGAUUUCAUGGCGAAUCAAUUGUAAGCGAUUAAUAUGUGUUUUGGUCCGCGGUCUCUACUAUGUUGAUACUGCACUGAUUCAUCAUCGUCUUGGACUGUCGUGGUGUUGAAUUUUCGAUUUUUUUUAUAUUCGUAUGUAUAUAUAUAUAUAUAUAUAUUUAUAUUGCAACAUGAAUAUACGU